GUACAUAGUUAAACAUGUAUUUGAAGAGGGAAAUUAUCAUACGAUUAAUAUUGAACCUGUCUCUAAUGAUACCGGUUAGUUUGACUGAGUUGAGUUUAGAUGAACUGAUGUCACAUCGCAGUCGAAGACAGUUGCUGUUUCCUAAUUCAACACUAUUGCAACUCAACAUUGGCGUAGGAACACCAACUCCCGUGAAGACUAUCAACGUGAACUGGGCGCUCCAACUGAACUUCCAACUGCCUUGGAAUCGAACACAAAUACCUGUGGACAUAUUUGGCGCCAACACUGGCUAUGUUGGUACUGCAAGAAAGAAACGGGAGACCGAUGAGAAGUAUACGUGUGAUGCAAAGCUGUUCCACUUCUAUAAAUACGUGGAGGAUAUGUUGACCAGUUUCGGCCACAACGGAACGUCGUGCGUCCUCCGAACUUUGUGCCAACUCGGCUCCGAACCUCUUCACUCUACAAGUGACGAAGAUAUUUUACACGAAAUCGCGACAUUCGUGCUGAAUCCACUGAAUGAUGUAUUAGAGGAAGAGAAUAAAGAUUCAGCCCCUUACAUCCAAGCGUAUGAAGCUGGACGCCAGUAUCAAGACUGUUUUGUUAUGUACAAUGAUUGUCAUGUAUCUCUAAUUGAUUUAUUUACUAGUUUACAUUAAGUAAACAUAAAAAUUAUACUUAAAGGAUUUAUAAUA
This is a messenger RNA of Maniola jurtina (meadow brown), 692 nucleotides long. RefSeq lists its product as uncharacterized. The record is from RefSeq and is a predicted model, not a curated record. The transcript has 4 exons. NCBI's taxonomy places the organism in Eukaryota, Metazoa, Arthropoda, Insecta, Lepidoptera, Nymphalidae. The coding region runs from base 15 to 656 and encodes 213 amino acids.